Pneumocystis murina B123 is the source of this 606-nucleotide messenger RNA. RefSeq lists its product as hypothetical. The coding region runs from base 1 to 606 and encodes 201 amino acids. The transcript has 3 exons. Gene Ontology annotation, molecular function: RNA binding; zinc ion binding. The record is from RefSeq and is a predicted model, not a curated record. Gene Ontology annotation, cellular component: precatalytic spliceosome; nucleus. Gene Ontology annotation, biological process: mRNA splicing, via spliceosome. NCBI's taxonomy places the organism in Eukaryota, Fungi, Ascomycota, Pneumocystomycetes, Pneumocystales, Pneumocystaceae.
AUGACAGAUGUCUGGAAAUCUGUAGGAAAUUAUUGGUGUAAAUAUUGUAAAACGUUUGUACGUAAUGACUCGUUUACGAAGAAGAAGCAUGAGGCUUCAGACCGUCAUCAGGGCUCUUUAAAACGUUUUUUACGAGAUUUGGACAAAAAAAAAGAAAAGGAAGAAAAGGAAAAAAAGGCGGUCCAAAAGGAACUAGAUAGAAUAUCAGGAGUAACAGGACUUGGGACACGUUCUAUUGAUGUAGCUUCUCCGAAAAAAAUAACAAAAAUUCAAGCUAAAAAGGCAAAAUCUACAUCAUAUAAAUCAACAACAAUAUUACCAAUAGAUAUCAAAGAAACUAUUGGAAUAGUGGGUUCAUGGGAGAUUGUUCCUCCUGAAGAAAAGAAGAAAGAUUUAAAUGAGACGGAAAAUAUAUUACCGUCUGAUUCUUUAUUAACCAUAUCAACUUCAGUUCGAUUAAGAGAAGAUUAUGAGGAUUUAAGAUCAUUCAAGAUUAAAGAGAAAACCCUUCCAUUAGAAAUAGAUGAAAAAACAACUGAGGAGGAUACAUCUGAUUUAUUUAAAAAGAGAAAAUUUGUGACAAAUAAAAAUCUGAGGAAAAAAUAA